Messenger RNA from Kickxella alabastrina, 1746 nucleotides. Its product is annotated as histidine phosphatase superfamily. The transcript has a single exon. Lineage: Eukaryota; Fungi; Kickxellomycota; Kickxellomycetes; Kickxellales; Kickxellaceae. Gene Ontology annotation, molecular function: inositol phosphate phosphatase activity; acid phosphatase activity. The record is from RefSeq and is a predicted model, not a curated record. The coding region runs from base 62 to 1549 and encodes 495 amino acids.
UUUAUUUUAUUUCGUUUAUAAUUUUUUUCUGCUAAACAUAUACCAAAUACAAAUACACGAUAUGAACGGAACCCUAUUGCCGCAUCAGCCUGGACAUCGGCAGCGCCGCCACUUUCUCGGCAAACACCAGCGACUAAUACUUUUAUGCGUGUGCGCACUGGUGAUGUUUAUCACAUUCUACAACUGCAACUUUGAAAGAAACAGUGGCAUGGUCGAUAUCAGUCGAGAAAGUUCUACCACGCUACGACUGAGCACGAAAACACCCUACCCGCACCCACACCCAGACCUGCACUCACAUAUAUCGCCAAAUCGAUCCGACAGUUCUCAACCUCUAGAGCAGCUGACCCUCAUACAGCUCCAGCUAAUAUCGAGGCAUGGGGCCCGGUACCCAACACUCUCGGGAAUGCCAUCUAUCAACAGAACUCACGAGAAGCUCCGCCCUUACAUUCCUCAGGGGUGGAUUAAGCCCGAGCUUGCGGACGAAGCGCUGGAUGGGAUUUUAUCUACAAACGGCGAAAUCGAAGUCAGAAAGAUAGCGCUACGCAUGACACAGAAGUACAAUGUAUUUUUGGACAAGCACAUGCACCGAAAGGGCGCCGUUCGGUUUGUCAGCUCGGAGUGGCAGCGGUCACGAGAGUCUGCAAAUAUAUUCCGCCGUGCUAUGGACUUGAACAACAUAACAGGGCCAGUUGUCGUUGUGCCGGCCGCCAAAGAUACGACACUGGCGAUGCGCUUUACGUGUCCGCUGUGGGGCCAGUCAAAAAAAUCAAACGCGCAGAGUGUUGCUCAAGAAAUCGCUGUUUUUGACGACAUCCACGGCGACGAGCUGCAAAAACGCAUUUCGCAAAAGCUGGCAAAGCUGGCAAGGCGCCCAGUGGUGCCGCUGACGAUGAGUGAAAUUAAAACAAUUUACUCGCUGUGCGGGUACGACCAAUCCUUGUACUCUGAAUCCACUCACUGGUGCUCCUUGUUCGACACCCGCACGACUGAGCUUUUGGAACUUUGCAGCGAUAUCCGGUACAGCCGCGUAUACGGGCCCUACGGACCACACAUCAACAAGCGCAUUGCCUGCUCCCUACUCACGCAAAUAACCAAAGACAUCGACCAAGCGCUUUUGGAUCCAUUAGCUGCCACAUCGACGUUCCGGUUUGCGCAUGCCGAAACCAUCAUGUUCAUAAGCACGAUUCUAGAGCUUGAGUCCGUUUUGGGUGUUGGCUCUGUGCCGAUAGUCGGGAAUAUGCCCGAGGGUGAUGCCCGCAGAAGAGGGUUUAGGACCACAAAUUUGGUGCCCUUUUCGUCGAAUAUCAUGUUGGAACUUUAUAAGGAUCAGAGUUCUCAGCCACUUUUCAGGCUACUGCUUAACGAGCGUGCGGUUAAUUUCCCCGCUUGCUCGGCUGAUGCUUUGUGUCCUCUGAGCGUACUGCGUAACAUGCUCGCAGGAAACAUUGGGUGCGACUAUGCGCAGAUGUGCACAGUUGACGACAAAUAUGACGACAACGAAGACAAUGACGAUGCCGACAGCAUCAAAAUCAGUUUGGACCAAUAUUAAAUAUAAAUAAAUGGUGAAGUGCAUAUUCAUGUCUAUUUUUGAAUUUUCAAAAAUACAGGAGGGCAUGUCGCAUACGUAUUUUAAAAACACCAUUUUUCCCAGUCCCUUCUUUUUGUUUACUUGGAUUUUACUGUCCUCGAAAAAACAGCAGUGGAAAACAGUACUAAGGAAAUCAAAUAAACAAUUCGGUACACACA